GCUCCCCUAGCAGCCUUACUCUGAGUUUACUGGUUUCUGUUGAAGCUCAGAGUCUGAUCAAGCAGUGGGCAGUCGUAAUUUCUUUUCCUCAGUAAUAAUUGAGCUGGGUUGCAUCAUCUGUGAGCCUCCUCCUACACCGUUAUCUCUGCCUUUUCACCCUGUUCACACAAUAGCACACCACACUCAGAGACAGUGUCUAACAGACAAGCUCUCUCUCAGGCAUACACUCUUAACUCACCACACAGAUACACGCUCCCUCAAACACAUACACACACACACUCUCUCUCGCUCUCCCUCCCUGACUCAGAUACACAUCCCCACACCCCCUCAGUGUGUCCCACAGACAGGCUGCACGGUCCGUGCUCACGCACAUCUAACCCUCUCCUUACCCAGAGACGGCCGGCAGUUCUCCGGCUCCAUGGAGAAGGACCUGGAGCCUGGGCAGUCGCUUGCUAACGGGAGCCGCCGAGGAUGCAGCGUGGGCGGCGUGGCCAGCCCAGUGAGCCCCGGGGAGAAGCGGCGAGCCCCGGGGAAGCUGCGGGCUUUCCUGCAGACGAACUGCCUGGUGUUGCUGACCGUGUCCGGAGUAUUGCUCGGCGUGGCUGUGGGAUUGGCAGCCCGGAAACUGCAGCUUUCCCGGGCUCACAUGCAGCAUUUAGCUUUCCCUGGAGAGCUCCUGCUCCGGCUCCUCAAGAUGAUCAUCCUGCCCGUGGUCUUCUGCAGCUUGGUGGCCGGGGCCGCUAGCCUCGACCCCAGAGCCCUCGGCAAACUGGGCGGCAGGGCUAUCCUGUACUUCGCAGUGACCACCCUCAUUGGGUCAGCGCUGGGAGUCAUCCUGGGGCUGACCAUCAAACCAGGAGAUCAGACUGGGCAAGCGGGACACAUAGACCGGGCCCCGGCCAGCUCCACGCUGCCCAGCAAAGAGGCAACUGACACUUUCUUGGACCUCUUCAGGAAUCUGAUUCCUGCAAACCUUGUUGCUGCAGCUUUCCGAUCGUAUGCCACAGAUUAUAAAUGGGUGAUAACUGCUGCCGCUGGUGAAAAUGUAACAUCCAGAAACGCAAGCUAUGAAAAGGUUCCCAUUGGCACUGAGGUGGAGGGGAUGAACAUCCUGGGACUGAUCCUGUUUGCGAUGACUUUUGGGAUUGCUCUCCGGAAGCUGGGUCGUGAUGGAGAGCUGCUCAUUCAGUUUUUCAGCAACUUCAAUGAUGCCACAAUGAUCCUGGUCUCAUGGAUAAUGUGGUAUGCUCCUAUUGGAAUCCUAUUCCUGGUUGCCAGCAGAAUCGUGGAGAUGGAGGAUGUGGUGUUGCUGGUAACUGGUUUGGGGAAAUACGUCCUAGCUUCAAUACUGGGCCAUUUCAUUCAUGGAGGGAUCAUCUUGCCGUUGAUCUUUUUGCUGCUCACUCGCAGAAAUCCGUACAAGUUUCUGUUGGGCAUUGUCACUCCAUUAACUACAGCAUUUGGAACGUGUUCCAGUUCCGCAACUCUGCCAUCAAUGAUCAAGUGUGUGGAAGAAAACAACGGAAUUGAUAAGAGGAUCUCCCGGUUCGUGCUUCCCAUUGGAGCUACGGUCAACAUGGAUGGAGCAGCUUUAUUUCAGAGUAUUGCUGCUGUCUUCAUUGCGAAUUUAAAUGGUAUUACCUUGGAUGCAGGACAGAUCUUCACCAUUAUAGUCACUGCCACAGCUUCGAGUGUUGGAGCUGCUGGAAUCCCAGCUGGAGCUGUGCUGACUAUCGCAAUCAUCCUGGAAGCUAUUGGACUGCCCACCAAUGACCUUUCGCUCAUAUUAGCCGUUGACUGGAUUGUGGACCGGAGCUGCACUGUGGUCAAUGUCGAGGGCGAUGCUCUGGGGGCAGGGAUUCUUCACUAUACCUGUUUGUCUGAACUGGAGCCAGUGAAAGCAGAACUGACAGGUGUGAAAGUUGAAGCGGUCGCUAACCCGAAUUCAGAGGAGGAAACCUCUCCCCUGGUCACUUACGCAAAACAGCUGUCAACUCCCAGAAACACCAUCGAUCCAGAACCAAAGGAGUCUAUACUCUGAAGGCAUCAAAACACUCAAAACAAAACAACUUCUCCCAGUUUCAGAAAUCCCUUUUUCAUCUGAAAGCUACCUUCACAUGGGGAGAGUAAUCUUCUGUGUUAAUGGUUGAUUUUUGAUUAUUUAAUGUGAAUGUUGGUGUCAGUUCCUUCGUCAUCUCCAAACUGAUUAUUUCACAAUCAUUUGAUGUAGAAAUCCGACAUUAAUCAGCAGAAAACAUCCCUAACCAACAUUCCAUGAAUAUUAGAUUCAGACGUCAUGGGAACAGAGGGAACUACUGGGGAUCUCAGUUAUAUGUGACCUUCCAACAACCUUUUAAUGUUUAAGAACUUCAGUUACAUUUGAUAUUUCUUCUUAACUGUCUUAUUACUUUCUCCUAUUUAAAUAUUCAUAGAAAAUGAAAUUAUGAUGUUUUUAUGUCUUUCCUCCUGCUGUAGAUGAGACAGAAGGCUUCACCUGUUCUUUUGUCAAUCAUUAAGUUUUCCCACUGGGACAGUAUUACAUUGAGGUUUACAGUAUUCUGUAAAUCUCGCAAUGAAUGUGUUAAAGUGUGUUGGUGCUGUAAAAAGUUUGUAGAUAGUUCGAUGUUCAUGGUCUCUAUUACAUAGCCCUCUUGGGGGGUCUGUACAGAGACAGUGCUUGAGCUGGUUCUACCAUUUAUCCCAGAUGCAAGCAGAGUUGACCCUUUCACCCAAAGGAUACUGGAGGAUCUGGAACUUACUGCUUGUAAAGGCAGAGGCAGAAACUCUCACCUCUGUAAAAUAAAAAAGCUCACUUUUUGAUAUGCACUUAAAAUGUCACAGCAAGGCUAUGGACCAAGACCUGGAAAGAUGGGUUAGUUUGGUUAACUUUAUUUCUUUAGAAUGAUAGGCCAAAUAGCCUCCUUCUGCACUGUGAGUUUUCUCUGUUUCUAGAAGUUCAUUUCUGGUGGGGCUUGAGGUGUUGCUUUAACCUGCUUGACCUUCUGCCUUAAUGUUCCCUUCCUCUGUUUGACCCUAGCUACCUACUACUGCCUUGCAAGACAUAUUAAUGGUUUAGCACUCUACACAUAAACAAUUGCAGUUAGCCCGGGUACAUGCCCAGUGACACAGGGAUGUAUCUCACUGUUAGUCUCAACAGCUCACUGCAGCCAUUCUCAAAGACCAACUUGCUAAGAGGUAGUCCGUUCCAAAUGUGGGAUUCAGGAACGAUUCAUGACGAGCCCAGGUAGAACUUUGUUUCACCAUACACAUGUAUACUAACCUCCACACUCACUUCAUAUCAAAGCAAAUUGCAGAAUCUGCAGAGCUAAAUUCUUUAAGAAAUUAAACAGGAAAGCAGUUUUCCCGAGGAACCUUAACAACACUUUAUCCAAUGAAGUAGUUGUAUUCUGUGUAACUCAAUGUCAUUGGAUAACAGUGAGCAAAAUUUUCCUUAAUUUCAAAACUUUAUUUGCAGUCUGAAGUGAUUGUGAUAUGAUGAGGAAAUGUUUAGUUGAAAUGAAUCGAUUACAGUUUCUUUUGAACUGAUGCUCUUUUUGUUUUAAAAAGUGUUGAGCUUUACUGUACAUGUUGAUAAAUAUAUUUAAUCAGUUGUUUCAGCUGAAGUAUAAUGUUAAUUCUGAUCCUACUCUUCAAAUCCUACAAGGCCUCAUCCCAUUCCAUAACUCAACCCAACCCAAUCCAAUACAUGCCAAUACAACCCAACCCAGCCCAACACAAGACAACCCAACCCAAUCCAAUACAACCCAUCCGAUACCAACACAACCCAACACAGCCUAGCACAACCCAAUCCAACACAACCCGACUUGACCCUGCCCAACCAGACCCAAGCCAUGCCAAACCAACCCAACCUAAUGUGACCUAACAUAACCAACACAAACGAAACCAAACUAAUAAAAUGUGA
Molecule: messenger RNA, 3922 nt
Organism: Stegostoma tigrinum
Lineage: Eukaryota; Metazoa; Chordata; Chondrichthyes; Orectolobiformes; Stegostomatidae
Gene: slc1a4
Product: solute carrier family 1 member 4
Exons: 8
Coding region: 419-2041 (540 amino acids)
Biological process (GO): L-glutamate transmembrane transport; L-serine transport
Cellular component (GO): plasma membrane
Molecular function (GO): symporter activity; L-threonine transmembrane transporter activity; L-alanine transmembrane transporter activity
Source: RefSeq, a predicted model, not a curated record